AGACAGAACUACACGGACAUCAGAAAUCAGUACUUUAGUCUUCCUCAGGAUGCCUGAUCCAGGUAUUUUCUCCCCUGCACUCAGCAAGUUACCAGUUUCAAGAUUGUGUUCAGUGCUCUGAAGCAGAUUUCUACUGCAUGCCUUGGAUACAUGCUCCUAAUCAGCUUACGAGCUUUUCUUGACCUACGCUUCUUUUCCUAACGCUGAUCUGACUAUGGCUGUCCUCAAAGUAAAAUUCACCAAAACUAAGAGGGACAAAUUGGCUCAGAUCUUAUGGAUCCUCAACUGGGUUUCUGUAGUGAGCGGGAUCAUUCUCUUCAGUCUUGGCCUCUUUCUGAAAAUAGAGAUCAAGAAGCGCAAUGAAGUGAUGGCAAAAGGGGACGUUAACUCUGUCCCCAACAUGCUGAUCUCUGUAGGGGUCAUAGCAUGUAUCAUCAACUUUCUGGGUGGCAAAAUCUGCUAUGACUGCUCAGAUGCCAACAAGUUCUCUCGAUGGAAACUAGUUAUGCUCCCAUAUAUCGUAUGUACCUUCUGUUUUACCUUUUGCAUCCUGGUGGGUGCUCUCAUGUGCUAUACCAUGAGGAACGAGCUGGAAGAGUCUCUCUAUCUGGGACUGAGGGAUGCUAUUAAGUUCUAUAAGGACACGGACAUACCUGGACGAUGUUUCUUAAAGAAAACAGUGGAUAUGUUACAAAUUGGAUUCAAAUGCUGUGGAAACAAUGGCUUUAGAGACUGGUUUGAAAUUCAGUGGGUAUCUGCUCGUUAUCUGAAUAUGGCUUCCAAGGAAGUUCUGGACCGUCUAAAGAGCAAUGUUGAUGGAAAGUUCUUGGUGGAUGGAGUACCCUUCAGCUGCUGCAACCCAAGCUCCCCGCGGCCCUGUAUCCAGUACCAGCUGACAAACAACAGUGCUCACUACAACUACGAUUUUCUGACAGAGGAACUCAAUAUCUGGGUGAAGGGGUGCAGAGAGGCCCUGCUGGAUUACUACACAGCUAUUAUGAGAUCUGUUGGUAUCACAGCAUUGCUUAUUUGGUUGUUUGAGCUCUCUGUACUUAUUGGUGUCCGGUACCUACAAACAGCAAUGAAGAAUGUCCUUCUGCUAGGAGAUUUGGAGGGUGAGUCAGACGGUUGGUUACUAGAAAACAGCUUUGUGGAAACUGCCAAAUACAACAUCAGUAUCAUUAAGAACCUCGGCAAAGCCAACCAGAUCUCCACUGUCUCAGGCAUGAAUGACCCCAACAUUGACGUUCAAAACACAAACUGUGGCAAAACCAAUGUUACAACAAAAUCUAUCCCAGCAGCUAGCUAGGCAAGGCUU
Messenger RNA from Harpia harpyja (harpy eagle), 1318 nucleotides. RefSeq names its product photoreceptor outer segment membrane glycoprotein 2. The transcript is spliced from 4 exons. NCBI's taxonomy places the organism in Eukaryota, Metazoa, Chordata, Aves, Accipitriformes, Accipitridae. Gene Ontology annotation, biological process: visual perception. Gene Ontology annotation, cellular component: membrane. The record is from RefSeq and is a predicted model, not a curated record. The coding region runs from base 215 to 1309 and encodes 364 amino acids.